Messenger RNA from Symbiodinium necroappetens, 555 nucleotides. The record is from the annotation of a GenBank genome assembly. NCBI's taxonomy places the organism in Eukaryota, Dinophyceae, Suessiales, Symbiodiniaceae.
AUGAACGUGGCAGUGGAAGGCUUGAGCAUCACUGUCGCCGGUGGCAGGAAGCUGUUGGAUGAAGUAAACUGCGUGGUUCAGGCAGGAGAUAUGGUGGCUUUGAUGGGUCCUUCUGGCGCUGGCAAAACCACGCUGCUGAACAGCAUCGUGGGGAGAACCAUCACAGGACUCACUGAAGGAGGCAUCUACUACGAUGGGGCCACAUUGUCCAAAGUCAGGAGCAGCGUGGGAUACGUCACUCAGGACGAUAUCAUGUACGAGACCCUGACACCGCGGGAGAACUUGACCUUUGCUGCCGCCUUCAUCUUGCCAAAGCUCUCCAAAGAAAGCCGCCAGAAGGAGGUGGAGAGCGUGAUCGAGAAGCUCAACCUGAAGAAGUGCGCAGACACCGUCGUGGGUUCUCCCGGCCUCGUGCGCGGAAUCUCCGGAGGAGAAAGGAAGCGCACGAACGUGGCCCUGUCCCUGUUGGGAAGCCCUUCUCUACUGUUGCUGGAUGAGCCUACCAGCGGCCUGGACUCCAAGAUGUCGGACUCCCUCAUGAGAGACGUAAAGCAG